Molecule: messenger RNA, 756 nt
Organism: Neltuma alba
Lineage: Eukaryota; Viridiplantae; Streptophyta; Magnoliopsida; Fabales; Fabaceae
Product: L10-interacting MYB domain-containing protein-like
Exons: 2
Coding region: 1-756 (251 amino acids)
Source: RefSeq, a predicted model, not a curated record
AUGAGCGGUGAAUCCCAAAAGACCAAGGCUACGUGUGAUCUUAAAACAACUGAAUAUUUUAUCCAAGCAUGUCUUACUCGAAUUUACAAAGGGGAACGAAGUGGCACAACUCUUACAAAAAGAGGAUGGAAAGCUGUAAUUGCAGAAUUUAAUUGUCAAAGUGGCAGCAACUAUGACAGGAGCCGAUUGAAGAAUAAGUGGGACUGCUUAAAAAAAGAAUGGCAAGCAUGGGAUAAAUUGUUUGCAAAAGAGACAGGGCUAGGGUGGGAUAGUGAAAAUAAUACUGUGGAUGCACCGAAUGAAUGGUGGGAGAGAAAAAUAUUGGAAGGAUCUGGGGACAGUGAGAAUGCAAGUGGUGAAGCCGCUGAAAAAAUAGCAAACAUUAAUUUAAAUGCAUCCCAAGGAUCCUCAAGCAAAGUAUGUGGGGGGAAGAGAAAUAAUGAUGUUGCGAGUGGGAAAACAAAGAAGGUCAAAGGCCUUGCCUCAUCAAGAAUAGCUGAUGCUAUAACUCUUAUUGCAGAAUCAUGCCGUGCACGUGUUGAUGGAGUUCCCGGUACUUCUAUUGGUGAGGUGAUGGCUGAGCUGCUCACUAUUGAAGAUGUUGCUAAUGAUCCUGAAUUUCAUGCAAAAUGCUGUCAGCUAAUGAUGCUUAAGCCAGCCAGGGAGAUGUUUAUUGCCUUACGCGAUGUAGCGGAUAAAAGGUUAAAUUGGCUGCAACAUGCAGCAUAUAACCCAUUGCCUUACGAGGACAUAUAA